UUUCUCCAGAGAACAUUGAAAGAAAGAAGGAUAUGAAGAUGAAGCUGGGAUGGUUGGUUGUGACAGUUAUGGUUUUGAACCUGUCAAGUCCUUGCUCAGCAUGGUUUGGUUUUGGCAACAAACAAAAGACUUCAAAGAACUCUAUUCUGCCAGCUCAGCCCUCCAUCAUCAACCGUGCUGCCCAUGGUUCCUCCAUUAUCAUCCCACUUUACGGCAAUGUUUAUCCUGUUGGGUUCUAUAAUGUUACUCUCAGCAUUGGGCAGCCACCAAGGUCCUAUUUUCUGGAUGUUGACACCGGUAGUGACCUCACAUGGCUUCAAUGUGAUGCCCCUUGUUCCCAUUGCUCUGAGACUCCCCAUCCACUGUACAAGCCCAGCAAUGAUUUUGUGCCGUGUAAAGAUCCCCUAUGCGCGUCGUUGCAGCCGAGUGAUGACUACGAAUGUGAAAGCCCUGAUCAGUGUGACUAUCAGAUUGAUUAUGCGGAUCAGUACUCAACACUUGGUGCACUUGUCAAUGAUGUCUAUCUUCUCAACUUCACCAAUGAUGUCCAACUUAAAGUUCGGAUGGCACUUGGAUGUGGAUAUGAUCAGACUUUUUCGCCUUCUUACCACCCGUUAGACGGAAUACUUGGGAUUGGCAGGGGAAAAACCAGCUUGGUGUCACAGCUGAAUGGUCAGGGCUUGGUGCAAAAUGUUGUUGGACACUGCUUAAGUUCCCAAGGAGGAGGAUAUGUUUUCUUCGGAAAUGUCUAUGGUUCUUUUCGAGUGAGCUGGACUCCAAUGUCAUCCACAGAUUCAAAACAUUACUCAGCAGGGCCAGCUGAACUUGCUUUUGGAGGAAAGAAGAGUCGUUCUGGAAGCUUAACUGUGCUUUUCGACACUGGCAGUUCUUACACUUACUUCAACUCCAAGGCUUACAAAGCUCUCAUUUCUUGGUUGAAGAAGGAAUUGCACAAAGUACCCAUAAGUGUAGCAGCUGAUGAUCAAACCUUACCAAUAUGCUGGCGUGGUAAAAAACCUUUCCAGAGCAUACGUGAAGUGAAGAGAUACUUUAAGCCGCUGGCGCUUACUUUUAGCAAUGCUGGAAAAGUUAAAACUCUAUUUGAGAUCCCUCUUGAAGGUUAUCUGAUACUAUCAAACAUGGGAAAUGUUUGCCUGGGAAUUCUGAAUGGCUAUGAAGUAGGGUUGGGAGAUCUCAACAUAAUUGGAGACAUAUCCAUGCAAGACAAAGUGAUGGUAUUCGACAAUGAGAAGCACUUAAUUGGUUGGGCACCUGCAGAUUGUACUCGUCUUCCAAGAUCAAGAGCUUUCGGUAUUUCAUCAUACUGAAAAAAGAAAAGAAAAAUUCCUAGGUGGAGGUUGUUGUGCCAUAUAUGGAGCAGGUUAAUUCAUGCUAUCUUCAUAAUGUGUAGUGUUUGUGAAUAUAGUCAUUGAUCAUCAUCAUGUAUUAGUAUAUUACAUUCUGAUCGAGUAAUGAAUGUAAUCGAUGGAAAUAUGUGAAUAUUUCGCAUCGCAUUUAUUUUUAGAGCUAUGUUACACAUAAAAGUCUUUUUGGCUUACAGUUUUACAAGUUGGACCAAGUCUAACAAAAAUUA
This is a messenger RNA of Arachis stenosperma, 1594 nucleotides long. Its product is annotated as aspartic proteinase Asp1-like. The transcript is spliced from 8 exons. The coding region runs from base 33 to 1328 and encodes 431 amino acids. NCBI's taxonomy places the organism in Eukaryota, Viridiplantae, Streptophyta, Magnoliopsida, Fabales, Fabaceae. Gene Ontology annotation, biological process: proteolysis. The record is from RefSeq and is a predicted model, not a curated record. Gene Ontology annotation, molecular function: aspartic-type endopeptidase activity.